GAUAGCAGUGUUUUCUGUGACCGUUUUGCAUGAUGAUCGAAUAGUGCUUGUGGCAGAGCAGCGCCCUGAUGCAUCAGAGGAGGAUAGUUUUCAGUGGAUGAGCAGGGUUCUACAGGCAAUUGAUAGCAUUCACCAAGUGGGCGUCUACUGUCUUGCCUUGGUGCCAGCCAACACUUUGCCAAAGGCUCCUCUCGGAGGAAUUCAUAUUUCAGAAACCAAGCAGCGCUUUUUAGAGGGUGCUCUGCACCCUUGUAAUGUCUUGAUGUGUCCACAUACUUGUGUUACUAAUCUGCCUAAGCCUCGACAGAAACAACCAGAUGUUGGUCCUGCUUCAAUGAUAGUAGGAAACCUUGUUGCUGGCAAGAGAAUUGCACAAGCCUCAGGGAGAGAUGUUACCCAGCUGGAGGAUAACGACCAGGCAAGAAAGUUCCUGUAUUUAGCAGAUGUUCUUCAGUGGCGAGCUCAGACAACUCCAGAUCAUCCCCUCUUCCUUUUGUUGAAUUCCAAGGGUACUGUAGUUAGCACUGCAUCAUGCAUACAGUUGCACAAGAGAGCAGAGAGAGUGGCAGUGGCACUGAUGGAGAAAGGACGGCUGAAUGUUGGUGACCAUGUGGCCCUGGUUUAUCCUCCAGGAGUAGACUUGAUAGCAACUUUCUAUGGCUGCUUAUAUGCUGGCUGUAUACCUAUCACCGUUCGCCCACCUCAUCCACAGAAUCUUGCUACCACUCUGCCCACUGUCAAAAUGAUUGUAGAGGUCAGUAAGUCUGCAUGUAUACUGACCACGCAAACGAUAAUGAAACUGCUGAAGUCCAAGGAAGCUGCAACAGCUGUAGAUAUUAAAACAUGGCCCACUAUUUUGGAUACAGAUGAUAUGCCUAAAAAGAAGCUGGCUAGUAUUUUCAGACCUACAUCUCCAGAUAUGUUGGCAUACUUGGACUUCAGUGUGUCUACUACUGGUAUAUUAGCAGGAGUAAAGAUGUCACAUGCAGCUACAAGUGCCUUAUGUCGCUCUAUAAAGCUACAGUGUGAGCUGUACCCUUCACGUCAGAUUGCCAUCUGCCUUGACCCUUAUUGUGGCUUGGGAUUUGCACUGUGGUGCUUGUGCAGUGUAUAUUCGGGUCAUCAGUCUAUUCUAGUCCCUCCUCUGGAACUGGAGAGCAAUGUGUCUCUGUGGUUGUCUGCUGUAAGUCAGUAUAAAGUGCGCGUCACGUUCUGCUCUUACUCUGUGAUGGAGAUGUGCACCAAAGGGCUUGGAACACAGACUGAUAUACUCCGGAUGAAAGGAGUUAACCUGUCCUGCGUGCGAACAUGCAUGGUGGUUGCAGAGGAGAGACCAAGGAUUACAUUAACACAGUCUUUCUCUAAGUUAUUCAAAGACCUGGGCCUUUCUGCUCGUGCAGUGAGCACUACAUUUGGGUGCAGGGUCAACGUAGCAAUUUGCUUACAGGGAACAGCAGGACCAGAUCCAACAACAGUCUACGUAGAUAUGAGAGCACUUCGACAUGACAGGGUGCGUUUGGUAGAGAGAGGUUCUCCACACAGCCUGCCGCUUAUGGAGUCUGGGAAGAUUCUUCCAGGGGUAAAGGUCAUCAUAGCGCACACAGAAACCAAGGGACCUCUGGGAGACUCACAUUUAGGAGAGAUAUGGGUGAGUAGUCCGCACAAUGCUACUGGUUACUACACAGUGUAUGGAGAAGAAGCACUGCACGCUGAUCACUUUACUGCUCGCUUGAGUUUUGGAGACACUCAGACCGUAUGGGCUCGGACUGGGUACCUUGGCUUUCUGCGCAGAACAGAACUUACUGAUGCUAGUGGAGAGAGGCAUGAUGCCCUAUAUGUGGUAGGCUCUUUGGAUGAAACACUGGAGCUCAGAGGAAUGAGGUACCAUCCCAUUGAUAUAGAGACCUCUGUAAUAAGAGCACAUAAGAGCAUCGCAGAAUGCGCUGUGUUUACAUGGACCAACUUGCUGGUGGUGGUUGUGGAAUUAGAAGGCUCAGAACAAGAAGCAUUGGACCUAGUCGCGCUGGUAACAAAUGUGGUUCUGGAAGAGCAUUAUCUCAUAGUAGGUGUUGUAGUCAUUGUGGACCCCGGUGUUAUUCCUAUCAAUUCCCGUGGUGAGAAACAACGAAUGCACCUGAGAGACGGAUUUUUAGCUGACCAGUUGGAUCCCAUUUAUGUUGCCUACAACAUGUGAAAACAGAAAAUCACAUCAAGGCUAAAGCACCAAAAUCAAGGGACUUUCCGAAUAAUAACAUCGGAAUCCAUUUUGUGUUUUUAAAAGCUGUUGAAGAUCUUAGGAAAAUGGAGAUACUAAUCUUCACAGACUGCAUCUCUCAGAUUGCAUUUGCUUUCAUAAAUCCAUUGUAACAGUUACAGCUGUCUUAGGAUGGAGAGUUUACUGGAACUCCUGAAGGAAACUUACUAGAAUAUCAUGGACCAAUGUUUUUUUACAAUAAUUAUGAAUGUCAGUACUUGAUGCACUGCAUAAAAGGACAUAAAGCGGGGUGGGGAGAGAACACCAGCUGUGAGGAGGACUCUUGGAAAUAAUACUGAAAAUCGUGAGUAACCGUUCGGAGUUCAUCCUCCAUGUGAUUGUUUGCAAUUAUUGGCAGUAUCUGGGUUAGGACGUAACUUUCAAGAUUGCACACAUCUCUACCAUAUGCUCUACUGUACUGAAAGGAAUUUUGCACAUAUUUGAGAUUUUAAAAUGCAACCUUUUUAUUUUAAAUCACUGACUCAUCCCUAUUCAGAAGAAACAAAUUCAUUCCAAUCCCAGAUUCACUGUAACAACAAUUAUGCUGCUGUUCAGCUUUUUUGUACCAAGCAAAAACAAAUACUGCAACAAGGUUACUUAUUGUGCCAUGCUAGACUCUGUAAUGCUAUAAGCUUUAUAAUAAAAUAUAAA
This is a messenger RNA of Fulmarus glacialis (Northern fulmar), 2905 nucleotides long. Its product is annotated as disco-interacting protein 2 homolog A. The transcript has 17 exons. The annotation marks the transcript as partial. Gene Ontology annotation, cellular component: cell surface. Lineage: Eukaryota; Metazoa; Chordata; Aves; Procellariiformes; Procellariidae. The record is from RefSeq and is a predicted model, not a curated record.